Molecule: messenger RNA, 2289 nt
Organism: Acaulospora morrowiae
Lineage: Eukaryota; Fungi; Glomeromycota; Glomeromycetes; Diversisporales; Acaulosporaceae
Source: the annotation of a GenBank genome assembly
GAGAAGAGAUAGUAUACGUCUUGUUGCUAAACGUCUGAGCAUAAUGGUUAAUGGUCUCAAAGAAGACGAAGCUAACCGAUCUAUUCUUAUAAGCCCGGAAAGAAAGGAUCCUCUCAUCGAUGCCCGAACAAAUUCACCUUACGUAAAGAAUUCAAUAACAACAUCGCGUUACACGUUUUGGAACUUUCUUCCUAAACAAAUUUGGUACCAAUUCUCAAAGAUUGCUAAUUUCUACUUUCUUUUUGUUGCCGCCUUGCAAGCAAUUCCUGGGUUCUCACCGACUGGUCAAUUUACUACUAUCAUUCCGUUGAGUAUAUUUAUCAGCAUUGCUAUUGCACAUGAAGGAUUUGAUGAUUUUCGUAGGCAUAGGCAAGAUCAGGUGGAAAAUAACAAGGAGUGUUCGGUAUUAAGAGUUUAUCGAUCCAGCGAUAGAAAUGGGGCUUCAAAGAGAUUUGGUGUGUGGAAUAAGAUAAAAUGGAAGCAAUUGGAAGUUGGUGAUCUCGUAUUGGUAAAAGCACAAGAAUGGGUGCCUGCAGACUUGUUAUUGCUCCAUUCAAAAGGGGAGAAUGGAGCUUGUUUCAUAGAGACUGCUGCAUUGGAUGGCGAAACUAACUUGAAACAACGUCAGGCUCUAAAGGAGACAAACUCUUUGGAAAACAUGGAUGCUCUUGCUAAUUUCGAAGCCACAGUCACCACCGAGAAUCCAAAUCAGGAUUUAUACAAUUUUGAUGGAUCAAUAAAGUUACCGAACGGGAAGACACUAGGGCUAUCAAACGAUCAAAUAUUGUUGCGCGGUACUAUUCUACGUAAUACACCCGAGGUAUAUGGACUAGUCGUAUUUACUGGAGAAGAAACAAAACUCCGGAUGAAUGCUUCGAAGAAUAUAAGAACAAAAGCUCCGACAAUACAACAUUUGAUGAAUCGUGUAGUCAUGAUAAUUUUCACUUUUGUGAUAUCAUUGUCUGUAAUAUGCACCAUACUUGCAGCACUUUGGAAUCGUUAUGCUGAGAGUAAAGCUUGGUAUUUGUUAGGAGCGGAGGGAACGUUACACACAAAGUUAUUUACCUUCAUCAUUCUAUUUAAUACAAUGAUUCCAAUUUCUCUCUAUGUUACCAUGGAAAUAGUUAAACUAGCGCAAGCUUACUUUAUAAAUUGUGAUUUGGAAAUGUAUCACAAAGAGACCGACACUCCAGCCGAGGCUCGUACAUCAACAAUCAAUGAAGAAUUGGGCCAGGUGAAAUAUCUGUUUUCUGAUAAAACUGGAACUUUGACAGACAAUAUAAUGCUCUUCAGGAAAAUCAGUGUAGGCGGUCGGGCGUUCUUGCACGACUUGGAUCUGCGUAGAAUUGAGGAAGAAGAAUUGUUAGCAGCAUUAAGACAACCGAGGAAACCAUCGCGCUUGCGAAAGAGAUUUUCGUUGUCCAUAGGACGUAAUCGAAGUGAAGGUUCCGAGGAUCUGAACAGUAUUCAGAUGAUAUCACUAGGGCGUAGAGAAUCUACCCGUAGUGGGCAUUUUUCAAUGAUUGCACCGGCAGCCAUUGGACCAUCUCCGCUUUACACACGAGGCUCGAUUUCCAGGUCUUCAACAAGGUCUACCACGAGUAAAAAUAAAGAUGGCGACGGACAAAUCCGUUCUACUCUUGAUCUAUUGACAAUUAUACAACAUCAGUCCAAUACCCCAUUUGGCGAGAAAGCACGAUUCUUCUUGCUUGCCAUUGCACUUUGUCACACGUGCGUUCCAGAGAUUGACAAGGAAACCGAUGAUGUAUUUUAUCAAGCUGCCUCUCCUGAUGAAUUUGCACUUGUAACGGCAGCAAAGGAAUUAGGUUAUGUGGUGAUAGACAAAUCGAUGUCCUCAGUAUCGCUUUUGAUCAAUAACGAGGGCCCGGUCGGAUUGAAUGCACCGAAUAAAGAUACAGCAACUUAUGAAACCUACCAGAUCUUGAAUGUCAUUGAAUUUUCAAGUAAACGUAAGAGAAUGUCAGUUAUAUACCGUCUACCUGAUGGCAGGAUUUGUUUGCUUUGCAAGGGUGCCGACUCUAUUGUUCUUGAGCUAUUGAGAGAUCCUAAAAAUUCGGGACUCAAAGGAAAAGCAACAUUGGGUACCGAUAAGGAAAAAUCGAGCCAACGUGAAGGAGACAUAAAAGAAAAGUUUGUGGAUGCUAAUUUAGGCGCAGAGGAACAGUAUCCAAUCUCGAAUCCCACCAUUGUCGAUGAUUCAUUUGCAUCCCGUAGUAAUUUACAUGAACGAAGUCAAAGUGUGAAAUCCGAGUUAUCCGUGAUUGAUCU